CAUAAUUCACAAUGGAGCCCUUCGCCGUGUUCAACGUGUUUCUGUAUAAGUAGUCAGGUGACGUGUCGGAACCAAACCUGUCCCAACACACAAUGUAGAGCGGGUGAGGUGUUAUACCAGUCAGAUGGGGAAUGCUGUCCAAGCUGUAUUAGAUCAGGAAGUAUGUCAUCUCAAAUAUUUUGUAUAGACCUUAAUAUGCACAUGAUGUCACACAGACCGAAGCACGCCCUCACUCAGAGGACAAGCGAGGUUGCUAGAGGAUAUUCAUACAUGAUCAUAAGAUCAUUUUUAUUGACUUCAGUCUUGAGCGAUCACUUGUAAAGGAUGCAAGGUCAUGUGUGUCCUCUUAUAUGGCAUCAUGAGUGAUUGUUAAAUUGCUAAUGACAUCAUUGCAUAAGGUCUAUUAUAACCCUUUAUUAUAUUAACGAGUAUUUUAAAAAAUGAUAGGCCAUUUUAGUCAAAGUUGAUUGCACAAGGAAAAACAUAUCUGUGAGAGCUCCUUACAUUUCAUAGAGUAUGCACAGUAAUUCUUCCGCCCAGAAAGGAGAAAAUGGUGACAGAUAUUUGGAGCUCUGCGUCUCGCAAAACAGGCAAUUGUCUCUUCUGGGCAACCCUGGUGGUGUAGACACUUAUCUGAUACCAUGUGCCAUGAUUUGAUUCAGGGCAGGGAUGUGGACCUGAUAAGAUUUCUUAUUUAAACUUGGAGAAUGUGCUAUAAUUAUUAAUAUCAUCUAUAUAGAGUGUUUUAGCAAUGCAUUAAAAACGCGUAUUUUGAUCUGCAUGAAUUGCCCGUGCAGUAUCAGAGCGUAUCCCUAAAAAGGACCGAAAUCCGUCCAAUAUCCCAUAUGCUCCUGUACAAAAUUUGCUAUUGAAUAUGAGAGCAUAUUCAACAGUUCAGGGCGCGUGCGCGAAUGCGUGAAAUAUACAACGCGUACAACAAUGAAAGCAAUGCGAUGCGCAGCAUAGAGCACAACUACACUCAAUGAUGUCAUAAUGAACUACAUGCAAGUUGCAUUUCAACGACCAAAUUUGAUCCUUUGAAGUGAUGAUGGCAUAAUGUGAUAAGUGAUAUGACUUGUUCAAUCAUAUUGCUCCCUUUUUUGGGGGGGGGGGGUGGGAUAGAUGAUAAUAAUUAUAUUGGAUGGCUUUAUUUCAUGAAUUAGCAGAAAUAUUCCACUCGUUAGGGCCAAUAUUCCACUCAUCUGCGAUUCGUGAAAUAUUUUCCCGAACUCUUUGAAUAUUUCUGGUAUUCCAUUCUGAGCCAUCCAAUAUAAUAUAAAUAUCAUGAUACAAUCUUCCCCUUAAUUUGUAACAUUUUCAUCAUGAUUAUUGUGACUCUAUUGAUCUGUAAUGAUAAAUAUUGUGCUAUGGAAUCAGGGAUUAUUUCUAGAUAGAUGGCACGAUAUAAAUGCCCGUUAUCAUUAUUAUCACAAUCACAAGCUUGUACAUUUCUAAAGUAUGAAGACUGGUAUUGAUUCUCAUUCCUUUACAGGAUCGUGUAUUGAUAGAGGGGUCAGCUAUCAUGAUGGAGAGCAGUGGUCACCAGUCAAAUGUGCUAAGUGUGUAUGUAACAAUGGCCAGUCACAAUGCUAUGUUGCAGAUUGCCCAACAUUAAUUUGUUCUCAGGAUGAAGAAGCAGUAGUAUCGGAAGGCAAAUGCUGUCCGGAAUGCGUUGGGCGAUCAUGUAUAGUAGAUGGCGCUGUUUACCAGGAUGGUCAAACGUGGAAGAGUGGGGUCUGUACACAUUGCCUGUGUAAAAGCGGUUCAGUCAGCUGUGUUGAUGAGACCUGUGUGGACAACCUCCCAUGUGCACCUGGAGAGAAAAGGAUACGUAGAGAUGACCAGUGCUGUUCAGAAUGUGUAUCAAGUGCAGCUACCUGUGAUGUUGACGGGGUUCGGUGGUACACAGGUGACAUGUGGAAUGUGACUGACUGUGAGUUCUGUUUCUGUCAAGAAGGUCUGAUAGCAUGCUAUCCAGCCGAAUGUUCCAGGACAGAAUGUAGAGAGGGUGAGACAUUAGUUCACAAGCACGGCCGAUGUUGUCCGGAGUGCCAUAUAUCUCAGGGAUACUGCAUACAUAACAGAAUAACAUAUGCUGCCGAUGAGACAUGGCAACCAGAUCCUUGUAGGACCUGUAACUGUAUGGAUGGCUUAGCUAGCUGUUUUAGAGUUGAUUGCCCCCCUUGUCCUGUUGGCACAGUGCCUCAGAGUAGCCCACAAUCUUGCUGCCCCCAAUGUGUUGUCGUGCAAUGUCCUGUAGAAUGUAUAUCAUGUGAUUCAACUGGCUGCACAUCAUGUCGGCAAGGGAGAUUGUUACAAGAUGGUCAGUGUGUCUCGGCUUGUAGACCGAGCUACUUCAAGGCAUCUGAGACGGUUUGCCAAGCCUGCCAUGAGAGUUGCUCUAUGUGUUCUGGUGGAACGGAAUACCACUGUACGGCAUGCAGGGAUGGCGACCUGCUCAAAUGGGGGCGCUGUGUUCCUGACUGCGGACCUAGCUUCUUUCAGUUUGAUACCACUUGUCAAGAAUGCAAUGCAAGCUGUGCUGCAUGUACAGGACCUAAGGCAUCAGACUGCAUAACAUGUUCAAACUCAAGUCAUAUGAUACAAGACAAUAGAUGUGUGCCUGAGUGUGGUCGACGAUUCUAUCGAAGAGAAAAUCAUUGCUAUCCUUGUGACCCAUCAUGUCAGUUGUGCUUUCUAGACAGUCCAUGGUGUGUGACCUGCCCUAGGAAUCACUUCCUGCAAGAUGGCGUCUGUGUUGAUGAAUGCAGCCUGGGAUACUAUCAAUCGAGCAAUGGACAUUGUGAAGCUUGUUCAUUGGCCUGUCUUGCCUGCAACGGUCCAGGGAUUGACCAGUGCACCCAAUGUCCUGGUCAGUCAGUCCUCAUGAAUGGCUACUGCCUCGCCAACUGCACUGCUGGAACCUUUAACCAAGCUGGACAAUGUUUAGGCUGUGACCCCUCCUGUCAUCAAUGUGAAGGUCCUAGCCAAUCAGAUUGUACAACAUGUAGGGCAGCCACAGAGAUGGUCCAGAGCAGACCACCUUUCAGGGGGCAGGUUCAAGGGGCGUGUUCACCCACCUGUAUCGAGGGAUACUUCCCCAGUGCAAAUGGCAUCUGUUUGCCAUGUAAUCCAUCGUGUCUGACCUGUUCCGAUUCACCUAUCGAUGCUUGCCUGUCAUGUCGCCCUCCACUGAUUCUAAACCAUGGAUACUGUGUCAGGAGCUGCAAUGAGAGACAAGUCGAUGUGGGUGGGAUAUGUGUUGAAUGUCAUCCAAGCUGUGCAACUUGCAGUGGACCCGACUCUAAUCAGUGCGCCACCUGUAAUGGUCCUGAUACCUUGCAGGGUGGUAUCUGUACCCCUGGCUGUAGUUCAUCUCAGUAUCCAGGCUCUCUCGGAAUCUGCCAAGAGUGCAAUGCUGAGUGUGGUACAUGUUUUGCCAACCCAGAGGGCCAAGGUAGUAGAUGCCUUCAGUGUUCAGGAGGGGGUAGUGGCAGUCAGUACCCUUUAGGUGAUACUUGUGUCUCAGACUGUGGUACUGGAUUCUUUCUGGAUCCUUCUGGAAUGUGCAAAGAAUGCCACACAUCAUGUAGGACAUGCACAUCAGGAGGUGUCUUUGACUGUUCCUCAUGUCAUGCUGGUCAUGUUUUAACACACACUAGUAUGUGUUCAUUGGAAUGCCACGGAGGAUACUACAAUGACGGUGGUAUAUGCAAAGCUUGUAACAUAGACUGCCUAGAGUGCGUGAAUGCCUUUGAGUGUCUUGUAUGUCGGGAUCCUACAGACGUCCUUCAGUUUGGUGAAUGCUCUUCGGUCUGCGCUGAACAGUACUACCUAGAUCCUGUCACAAGGUUGUGUAGAGAGUGUGAUUGGAGCUGUAACUCCUGCAAUGGCCCAGGACCUAACGAUUGUACCCAGUGUAUGGAUGGUCUCAAGCUCAGGGAUGGAUCCUGCGUCACGUCAUGCGGAGACAGCUACUAUGAAACGAGGAGGGAAUGCAGAGAAUGUGGCGAUGAGUGUCUGACUUGCCGAGGAUCGGGUGUGUGCACAUCCUGUCAGCCACCUCGCCUUCUCCUAGAUACUCAGUGUGUGAUGCAGUGUCCAGUAGGAUACUUCAGUGACUAUGGCACGCAUACAUGUAUUGAGUGUUCUGCUGGCUGUGUAGCCUGUGUGACUCCCAUAGAAUGUGUGACCUGUAUGCUUGGUACUUAUCUUCUGAGGAGCCAAUGCGUGGAGGAUUGUGGGGAUGGUUACUAUGCCAACCCUCUUAAUAACAUCUGUGAAGCUAACCUAUACCCACCAUCAUUAUAUGUGAACGGUUCUAUCACGACUGGUAUCGGAGGUAUACAAGUCUUAGAUACUUCAUUCUUCACUGCCUUUGAUCCUGACACAAGCAACAGCAAUCUCCUCUUCAUUCUUGUCAGCCCACCAACAAACGGUGAACUUGUUAAGAUAGAUCGUGGAAACAGCGUCAUCAUGGAAGCUCGUGAUACUUUUACAUACCCAGAGCUCGUGGCUGGUGAAGUGAGGUAUACGCAUAACGCGAAGCAAAUGCUCCAUGGGUAUGUCACCGUGAAAGUCAGCGAUCGCAUGUUUUAUUCAGAACCCGAGGACGUGGGCAUCAUCAUUGUUUCGCCUCACGCUCCGUACGUCACCCGGAACGAACCCCUCGUUGUCAUCGAAGGCGAAAUCGGGCAGCUAUCAUCAGGUCAGAACCUCCAGAUCCACGAUGACGACAACGCUGACAUGGUGGUCAUUUCGGUUAUCGAUGGCCCAAAGCACGGCAAGCUCAUCCGCCUUCCAGAUAGAUCAAGACUUCGCCAGUUUAGUCUGGAUGACUUGAGAUCGGGAUAUAUCAACUAUGUCCACGAUGGGAGUGAGACAGAAUAUGAUGUCAUCGUCUUACAAGUUUCCGAUGGUCAUAACAUCCUAAAUGUUCUCUUCAAUAUUCAUAUUAUCCCCAGGGAUGACCGCGGUCCCAUAUUAGUGAACAAUAUUCAGGGUUCGGUGAGAGAGGGCGGUCUUCUACUCAUUACAAGUGAUCACCUACGAGCUCAAGAUGUUGAUUCUCCGGACUCUGAACUUAUAUACACGCUGAUCCCUCCUACAGACAACCCUCGGCAUGGUGACAUCGUGAUGAUCGUUCCUGUAACCCAGGGUGGGGUAGCGGAUGGAUGGACAGAUCUUGGCAACGGGGUCAUGGAGAAACCUCUUAUAACCUUCCUCCAGAGGGAUAUCGAUCAAGGUUAUAUCUACUACAAGAACUCUGGUGCCGAAGCUUUCUCGGACUUCUUUAUGUUUGAGGUGUCUGAUUCAGCAGAGCCUCCUAACAUGUUGAGGGGUCAGGUAUUCAACAUUGAGAUCAUGCCUAGUAAUGAUCAGCCACCAAGACUGGUUCCUCAGGUUACCCCUCCUCUUGGCAUGCCUGUGCUCGAAGAUCAGCUGACGCCAUUUUCCAGGCAGUACCUUGCCUUCACCGACCCUGACAGCCCUGAUCGCAACAUCCUCUACAACAUUACCACGCCCCUCGGCCAACGGGAUGGGACUAUUGUCAACAGUGAUGCUCCGUUCCUACCAAUAACGGUCUUCACCCAGGCUGAUGUGAAUGCUGGUAGGAUCCUCUACCGUCCGUCCGUUCUUGAGGUUGGCCAUGUCUCCAGGGAUGUGACCUUCCAGUUCUCGGUUUCUGAUGGGUUAGAUGCAUCAGCUAACACAAUAGGACCACUACCAUUCACCAUCAGUCUUCUUCCGAGGGACAAUGCUCCACCGGUCUUCAGAGAUGCCAGCCCUCUCUUCCAGGUGAACCGAGGAGGGAUUGUCUCAGUGAGGGAAUACCUUGCUGACAUCACUGAUCUGGACACCCUGCUAGAGCAGUUGGUCUACCGGGUGGCUCUAGGUCCAAGACAUGGUACACUCUUCCAGAGUGGUUUUAGUUCUCUCAACCUUGAUACAGGCAACACCUUCACCUACAACCAGCUUGUCCAAGACACCUUACACUAUGUUCAUGAUGACUCGGCCACUGACCAAGAUAGCUUUGAGAUCACCGUUACCGAUGGUAGCCAUACAGCCAUGCUCACCGGUACCAUCCUCAUCACUUUCACUGAUACCACCAAUCCGUUCGUCAGCCGGACCGCAUCCCUCUCGCUUUACCUGCCGGAGAACAGCGAGGUCACGGUCACCCACGACAAUCUGGCCUUUGAAGAUGAUGAUACUCCAGCCGAUGGCAUCACCAUCGAGCUGAGGACACAACCCCAGCAUGGACGACUCCAGAGGAGAGUUGUCGGGGAUGUCUAUGAGGAUCUUGGUGUUGGGUCAUCCUUCACACAGACUGAUAUCAAUUCCUACUCAAUAAGGUACGUCUCUGAGGGUGAGAUAGGGAGCCAGCCAAUCAGUGAGGUCAUUAUGAUCAAUGUGAGUGACACCAGUGGGAACAGUCUUCAAGGUCAGACCUUCACGGUGACUAUCACUCCUGUCAAUGACCUUGCCCCUCUGGUGACAUUACCAACCCAGCUCCUGGUGACGGAAGGAGGUCGGGAAGCCAUCUCUAACCUUCAUCUCAGUACGACGGAUCUCGAUACCCGCGUCACUCAGCUCUCUAUCAUCAUGGAUACCCUGCCAAAUUUUGGAUAUGUGGAGAACAUUCGUGCUGGUAUUGGAUCAGAGCAGUCCAACGCUGGCAUUCCCAUCACAAGUUUCAGGGUACAGGAUAUCCUUGAUGGUGUCAUCUUUUACGUGAACAACAGACAUCAUAACAUUGAACCUGUUCAUGAUGGAUUCCUAUUUCAUGUGACCGACGGGGAGAAUGAAUCACCACAGAUGAGAUUCAAUAUAACAAUCCAGCUCGUGAACGAUGAAGAGCCAGUGAUCGUUACCGAGCAGGCCUUCGUACCCGAGGGUGAGGGUGUCAUCAUUGCCAAUGUAACCCUCUAUGCUCGUGACCUGGACACACCCACAGAGGAUCUUCUCUUUGAGAUAGUAAACUACCCUCAGCAUGGUAACCUAAGACGUAGGGACUUCAUCCAGGAUCCUAUCUACGCUGGCAAGAUCCUUGGGGUAGGAGACACUUUCACUUAUGAGGAUGUUGUUCAACAGUUGAUCAUCUACGUUCACGAUGGCUCGGACGUUAACGCUGAUACUUUCAGACUGUCUUUAACGGAUGGACUGUACACGGCUCAAGAAGACAUCCAUGUCAUUAUAGGCCUUGUCAACGAUGAGACACCCAGGCUGGCUACCAAUACAGGCCUCCGGGUCCAGAUAGGUUCAACUACAACAAUCAGUCCAGAUUCCCUACGAGCCACAGACAUUGACUCCGAAGAUGCCCAGCUUCUAUUCACGGUAGCUGCAGACCCCAACGUUGGUCAGCUUCGCUUUGUCACCCCAAGCAAGCAGUUUGACAUCAGUAGUGCUUCUCAGAAGAAUUCCUUCAGACAAAACGACAUCAACAAUGGUUAUAUCCAGUAUGUCCAUGAAUUGAAUGAACCAGCUGGAACGGUUGUUGUCAAGUUUACCAUCAGUGACCCUGAAGGAAAUGAUCUCAUUGAUCAAUCUUUCAUCAUCACUGUACUAGAGGAUCGUACCCCACCUCGCAUCUUGGCCAACCAACCCCUCACUGUUCAAGAGGGCGCCUCGCGCACCAUCACCACCGAGACCCUCUCAGCCACCGACGAUGACAGCAUCCCGGGUAACCUCAUGUUCUACGUGACUGAUGGACCGAACUAUGGCCGGGUGGAGCACUCGGACUUCCCUGGGUCAGGAAUCUCUCAGUUCUCCCAAGCAGAUCUUGCUGCUGGAGCAAUAAGCUAUGUCCACACUAGUCCUGAUGAAAAUAUGAUGGAUAGUUUUACAUUCACUGUGGAUGAUGGCACCAACCAGGUGACACAGUCAUUCUAUAUCAACAUCAGUCCUGUGGAUGACUCCCUUCCGUUGGUAUCUAAUCUUGGGAUGCGUGUACAGGAAGGAGUUAGAAAGACCAUCACUGAAUUUGAACUGAAGGCCAUCGAUCUAGACACUUCUGAGGACCAUAUCAUGUUUACAGUGUUCACCCAGCCUACCCACGGGACGGUCGACUUCACCCUGGACAAUGUACGCUAUGCACCGACCCUCACCUUCUCAAUGGCUGAUAUAUAUGAGAAUCGUAUCAGCUACAACCAUGACGGCUCUAACACACUCUCGGAUCAGUUCCAGUUCAUGGUCUCGGACGGCACUAAUCCUAUGUUUGUGAUUGAGAAGGGGACAGAGCUCCAGACAACCUCUGCUCCACAGGUGUUUGACAUCACAGUGAUGCCAGUAGAUGAUGGUACACCAAGGAUUGUCACUAACAAUGGUCUCUCAUACCUAGAAUAUGUGGAUGAUAGGGCUAUGGGUGUGAUCACGAGUCGCACCCUCCAGACGAUGGACACAGACACAGCCGACCGGUCUUUAGUCUACACCGUCACCACACCCCCAAGGCAUGGUUACCUAGAGAGUACUCUGAUUCCAAGAACACCGGUGGCUGCAUUUACUCAGGAGGACAUUAACAACGGUUUGAUCCGCUACGUGCUAACACCAGGUUCUGAGUCUGAGACCAGCGAUAGCUUCGUAUUCGACGUUUCCGACACACACCCUAACAUGGUGAUCGGAACGGUGUACAGAAUCCGCUGGUCACUCAUCCACUUUGAGAAAUCACACUACAACGUGAGCGAGACACAAGGAACCAUUAGUGUUACACUGAAAAGGACAGGCAAUGUGAAUCAGUAUGCCAUCGUCCUCUGUAGUACCGAGCCCGCUUCCGCUACCUCCUCCUCCCGGGCAAACCCACGACAGGGCCAGAACGACUACGUUGAACACUCGGGCCAGGUCCAGUUUGAAGAACGAGAGGAGACCAAGACCUGUACUAUCAUCAUCAACAAUGAUGCGAUCUUUGAGGGACCAGAAGAUUUCAUUGUUGUACUAAGCACACCAGCCUAUGCACUGCUAGGGGAACCUUCUAGAGCUAUUGUCUCAAUUAAUGAUAUUGAAGAUGAACCCAGUAUUGAGUUUGCAGAUCUGGAAUACCAUGUUGAUGAAAGCGCUGGCUUCCUUUUCGCUCCAGUCAUUAGGAAAGGUGAUGCAAGCACAUCGGUAUCUGCCAUCUGUUUCACCGUACCCCGCACAGCUACAGGGAGCAGUCUGACUGGGCUUGAAUCAGGGUCUGAUUAUAAGACUAGAGGUAUGGCCCUUGAAUAUCAAGUAGUCUUCCCUCAAGGAGUCAACACUGCAUCGUGCGAUAUUAAGAUUAUUGAUGAUUCGCUAUAUGAGGAGGAGGAGGAGUUUGAGAUAGUUCUAUCUAUGCCAUCGUAUAAUACCAGGAUUGGAAGGAAGGCUAGAGCAAGUGUUAUCAUCAAUGGACCUAAUGAUGAAUCCACCAUCUUCUUUGGCCAUUCCAACUAUGUGUUUGGAGAGGACGCCGGGACAGUGGAGAUUGAGGUCUAUCGCCAUGGCAGCGACCUCUCCUACACCUCAAUGGUUUGGUGUGCACCUAAAUCAACCAGUCCUCAGUCGGCCGCCCCUGGACAAGAUUUUGUCCCGAAUGCCAACAUGCUGACCUUUAACCCUCAGCAGACCGUGGAGGUUUGUCGGAUUACCAUCGUUGAUGACUCGGCCAGUCCUCACCUAGAAGGGAAUGAAACCUUUAUUGUUUUCCUGAGUUCAGCGAUGAAUGCAAUGCUAGGAACCCCAUCAGAGGCCAUUAUACUCAUAAAUGAUUCCUCUGACGAUGUACCCACAAUGCAAUUCCUGACGACCAAGGUGAGCGUUGAAGAGAAGACGGGUGUGGUCCAUGUUCCCGUGAUAAGGACUGGUGAUCUUUCUUAUGAGUCAUCUGUCAGAUGUUUUACCCGUCAGAAGACUGCUCAAGUCAUGAUGGAUUACGAUGAAAGACUCAAUACAGAUGACUUUAGGAUAGUCUUUGCUCCAGGAGAAAAGAUCAAGAAUUGCACUGUACGACUCGUUGAAGACAGUACUUAUGAGCCGGAUGAGACCUUCCUUGUCAAGCUUACUCUGCCGUAUGGAAGUGAUAUUUGUGAUGCAAGAAUUGGAGAGAACAAAACAUCGUUAAUUACAGUGACGGACAGUGAAGACGCUCCUACUCUCCAAUUUGAGCGGAUGGCUUACAGCGUCCGAGAACCGAGCGGUCAAGACUUGAACAACUAUGUGGACAUCAAGGUCAUCCGUACUGGAGAUCAGAAUCGGACGUCCAGUGUCAGGUGUAGUACCAGGGACGGGUCAGCCAAGUCUGGAGUGGACUAUGAACCUUACUCUAAGGUCCUUCGUUUUCAACCAGGUGUCCUAUCAAUAGACAUACAGGUGGAGAUCUUAUACAAUGAAGAUAUGGAAUGGCAUGAGACGUUCUCUGUCAUCCUAGGACCAACUGACCCGGACAAUGCAUUAUUAGGACCAAUUUCCAUGGCAACGGUUACUGUGAUCGACGAGGAGGCGGCAGGCAGUGUUGUUCUUCCUGCUCCACCAGUGGUUGUAUCUCUAAUGGACUAUGAUAAUAUUGGCACGGUUCUUGACAUAGAUCCUUCACCAGGAUAUCCUCUUGUAUGCUGCACACCUUGUGACCCACACUUUCCGGAGUAUUCCAUGACACGCUCCAUGUGUCUUGAUUCUGGUAUUAACAUCACCAGCAUCCGUUACAACUGGGAGGUAUCCACACCGCUGGACAAUGACGGCACCCGAUCCCCGUUCGAGCGCAUCGUCGACACCACCCCGUUCUCAAGCUCGAACCACAAGGUCCUGGACAGCAUCUACUUCAGUCGUCGCUUCCAGGUGCGCUGCGUCGCCCAGCCAUACGACAUGAGAGGGCGUCCCGGUGUUCCGCUGCGGAGCAACAUAGUGACCAUUGGGACGGAGAACGGCAUCUGCCAUACACCCGUUACUGCCGGUGUCUCGCGGGGACUACAGGCGCAGUCGUUCAUCGCCAAUCUGCAGUACAUCGGACCGGAAGAAGAAGAGCACCCGAACACCUUACAUGUCUCCGUUGAGGUCCCGCAUCAGGAUGGCAUGUUGCCGAUCGUCUCGACCAUCGCCAUACAUAACAUCCGCUUCCUUCUGACGGAACCCGUCUACCGAUCCGCCCACAUCUGCUCUAACCUGAUCAACACAGAGCAUGGUAGUGGCCUUCAGGAGUAUUCAUUCCUUGAUCAGGUCGAUUAUGACAACAUGGUCAUGGGGCCAGGAUACGAUUAUCCUUACCAGUUCGACCCCAACGUCCGAGAGGAACGAACGCUACAGCUUUACAAGAACCUGAACCUCAAGAGCUGCACCUGGCAGUUUGAUGCUUACUAUCACAUGACUGAGCUCAUAGACCUGUGUGGGGGCGCUGUGAGCUCGGAUUUCGAGGUACGAGAUGGAGAUAAGAGUUUCCUGACGGUGACUGUUCCGUUGUAUGUGUCUUACAUCUAUGUCAUGGCUCCAACUGGCUGGGCUUCAUUAGAUCAUCGUACUGAGAUGGAGUUUUCAUUUUUCUACAGUACAAUUCUAUGGCGAACCGGUUUGGAGACAGAGAGUGUGUUGAGUGGUAGAUUGCAGGUCUUGAGGAUAUGGAUAGGUGACAAUGGCAACCUUGUUAUUGAUUUCAAAACAACAACAAAAUUCAGAGGCUUGUUUGUUAUCAACCACCACACGCUUGAGAACUAUAAAUCACGUGUAGUCCCACCCCUUGAGCUUGGUGUAGCUUUUGACUUGGAGCUUCUAUGGAGUGAAGGAACCUUUGACAGUCCACAACAGCUAUGGAGAGCCACAAGUUCUUAUAAUAGAAAGGAUUAUUCCGGUGAUUACAUCAUUGAGCUGAUACCAUGCACAGUGACCCCUACUCAGUCUUAUGAUGUCGCUCCUGAUAUGCCAAUAGUCUGCACUGCACAUCCACCAGAAAAAUUUGUAGUACCUAUCGCCUUCCAGCAGACUAACCGACCAGUACCGGUAGUCUACUCUCUAAACACAGAGUUUCAUUUGAUGAAUAAUGAAAAAGUUUUUAUGAUGAAUCCUGUGGAGGCUUCCAUGACACUUGGAGAGAUGGAUUAUAAGGGAGCAUUUUCAAAAGGACAAACAAUUUUUGGACGAGUGCUUUGGAACCCAGACCAGGACCUGGACCGGGCUUAUAAGCUUCAGAUCCAGAAACUCUUUAUCUGUACCGGUAAUGAUGGUCAUGUGCCAUACUAUGAUCCUUCUGGUACGGUCUAUGAAGAGGGGCCACAGUUCGGAUGUAUGCAGAACAAUAUUAACCUCAAAGAAAGGUUCCUACUACUGGAUCGUGGUAACCCUGAUGCUGUCCACCCAGAUUUCAACGAUGUCCCGUUUGAUGCCAAGUUUGCAGGAAACUCUGCACCCUAUAAGAUUGUUAGUCAGAUGCCUGGAGUAGAUGGCUUUACAAUGAACGUUGAUCCGUUAUACAAGGUCAACUCUGGUCAUCAGUGGUACAUGCAAGUAGUGUACACCAUCGGCCCUACAGAUGGACCACCACGAUACAAACGCUCUAUGAUGGGUGCUAUAAACAAACGCGCAGCAGGAUCCAAAACACCAAAUGGAACCAACAUGCAUCCUCUUCUACUUAGUAAAGAAGAACUAGAAACUUAUUCUAAUCAGGGUAUAGAUUCCAACAUUACAACCAUUGCAUCAGUAUUAGUAGCGAUCGUCCUCGUUAUAUUCAUCAUUAUAUUAUUUGUUCGGUGGAGGCGACAAGAGCAGGGAAGGAGGAGAGAAGCGGUGACGACAGAGUUGUUUCCGAACAACCGAGACAGGGCGGCAUCGCGAGCAAGUCUUGCGUCUGUCAAAGCAGCGUAUCCAAAGCUCCAAGAGGAAGAGAUGGAAAUGGAUUAUCAAAAAUCAGUCAAAGUCAGCACUCUAAAUAUUUACAAACCUGACAACUUAAAUAGGUCGCAGGCCAAAGUUAAAAAGGUCAAUUUAGAGGUCAAAUAUCAGGGUCAAAAUAGUGGUGAGGGGGGAACAGAAGUUUGACCCCUGUUCACAAUAUUAUAUUGAUGUUUUUCUCUUAUUUUUGUUCAUUUAGUUGUUGAAACGCUUAGUAAAGUUUAAUAUUAUCUGCCUUCUAUAGAUUACUGCCAAACUUGUCCAAGUUUUAUUUUAAAAUGUUAACUUCAGUUCUAUUUUCAAGAUUCCAUGUAGUUUGCUGAUUAUGAUUCUCAGCUAGUGCUUGGUUGGCCAGCAUGGGAAUAUCAAUUUGAGGUUUGGUUUUGGAAUAGUACUUUAUUUACUUUGAUGUAAUAGAGUUUGUUUUCGAUAUUUGAUUGAUUUUUAUCAUAUAUUUUCUACCUCUUCUUUGCAUGAGAUAUCUGUGCUGCAUUUAUUUUUACCCAUGUGGAUCAAGCAUGGGAGAAAUAGUAUUCUUCGACCCAACUUAAACUAUUCAAUAAUCAACUAUAUAUAAUUCUGAAUGAAUGUGUGUGCUAUUAUGCACUUCUUCCGAAUUGAGGAGUAUGCUCAACCUACAUGUUGACAUUUCAUUUUCUACCGCUGUUUUUCUUUUAUUUAAGUACAUGUAGCUGCAGCAAACUUCUGAACUUUGAAAAUUUGAUUCCAAUAAAUUUAUCUCUUAUACAUUUUGUGACCAAUUCUAGGAUGCAUGAUACCUCGGUUGGUAGAGCCAAGGUCUCACAAUUUGGUGAUCCGCCUUCAAUUCUCAUUUGUUUUGCUUUGCCAUUUGGUAAGGCAUUCAUCCUCAAUAUCAGGUCUCUUUGAUAUUCUAAUUAAGCCUUUAGUCCUCUUGUUGCUUGCUUACAAGCAUUUAUGCCUUCUUAACAAUCAGAUAAUAGCGAGUUUUUGCAAUAGUGACAUGGACAGAUUCUAUAACAUCUAUCGAAAAUGCCUUUCAAAUCACAAUGAACUGCUUUGUCGAAAAUUUCUCAAACAGACAGCUGAUCAUCAUAACAUUUUUAGCGUACGAAAAAUUGCAAAUAUGUCGUUUGUCCAGAGUCCAAGACAACACUGCUGUUUUGAUUCACCGAUUUCUGACAAAGGCUGCUUUGUCACAAUUGGCGGCUUUUGACAAUAGAUUCUCAUUGUUCCAGAAAGUGUCUGCUUAAUGGUUGCAAAAACUCCCUAUCAAGAUCACCACCACUACCGACAUCAUUCUGUGAGGAUUGUUUUUGCUGGUGAUACCAAAGCGCAUCCAAAGGCAUUAUCAUCUUCCUUUCAGACAAUACCAUGUUCCAAACAAAUGCUGCAGGUUUAAUAAUGUGUUCUUGAUGAAAGCAAUAAAUCCUUUACAUCACUAUGUAUAUGUAUGGCUUGAUGUACAACUUCCAAAUGAAUACUCAUCAAGAUAUAAACAAAAAUCAUGCUUCCACCUCGAAAGGACGCUUGAAAUUUUCAAAAACUGAUUUCUCAUGGUUGACAAUGAACUGAUGGUACGAUAUCUCUAUUCCUAUAGAUCAGUUGACAUGUAGAAUAGAAUUUAUCUAUAAGUUGUGAUUUAUCCGAUAGUUGUAAAUGUUUUUGCUUCAGAGUAUCUUCUGAGUUGUAUUGUGGCUUGAAAGUUGAUACGUAUAUAUUUAAUAUUGAUAGGCGUGGCCUCUCUCCUUUGUCACAUCUUGUUUGAAAGCAAGACUAAUGUUAUAAUGGUGCUAUGCAAAUGGGUGCUUUACCUUGUAAAUAUCAUAUUCAGUUUUUUUUAUGUAUGUAGUUUGUGAGAUACAAAGAUUAAGUUAUUCAAUAGCUUUAUGAUAUGCUAGUUGUGAAACAUUGUAAAAAGUAUGAAUGCUUGCUAAAGCAGCCUGAAGAUGAGGUUUGAUAUUUGAAAAUGACUGCAUAUGUUUCUUUUUAGAUUUUAUGUUUAGUGUUGUAUGAUUUCUUUCCAACUUUCUAUCAGUGUUUCAUUAGUCUUUUUUACAGACCUUGAACGAUGUAUGAUAAAUUCUGCAUUUUGUACGUUUAUGGUGCUCAAAUUGAAAGUCAACAGAUGUUUUGUCAGGAAGAAAAACAAACCCUAUGCAUUAAAUUUUGUAAUAGUUCAUGCAGAUGUCGUCUGUCUCAAUUGCAAUAUGUUUCCUUGAUUUUGAUGCUGUAAUGUAUAGUAAUAGUAUGUAAGUGCAUUCUUUGUCAUUCAAUUUUCCUUUUUCAUUCAGUAAAAUAAUGUUUAUUUCUUGUAUCCAUUUCUAACAAAGAGAAAAAUAAUUAUCGUGAUGAAAUAACUGUUUAAACACAUGUUAAGCUCCCAUCUUUUAAGAUUUUUUUCCUAUUUCCAACCUUCUUCAAAUAUCCACUCUUUGUUAAAAUUUAUCAGUACUUCAAACUCCCGAUAUACCAAUUUGAUUUCCAACAAAAAAUGAUCAAUUAUUGAAAAAUAUUUAUUUUAUCUUCUUUCCUUUUCUUCCAUAAUGUUGUAUCGGAAACACAGACAAAUUAAUUUAAUCGAAAUGAAACUUGAUUUUUCUUGAUUUUUAGAAUGAUUUUUUAAAAUGUAUUAUCUGAAAUAUAGGUGUAUGCUUUUGUUUAAUUCAACUAUUCUAUAAUUUUGAUUUAUAGCAAUAUUGUUAUAAUGAAAUAAUAUUAAACAAUGUACAAUAGCUGACAUACUAACAAAAUUUGACAAUUUAUACAGUUUGUAACCCUGCUUUUAUUGUAAAAAAAAAUAUAGCCAUUUUCCUGUGUAGUCAAUGUUUCUCUAUUCACUUAAUGUUGUACUUCUCAUAUUUAUUUUUUUUCCAAUCUUUUAUUUAUUAUCAAAUACACUAUUCUUGAUAAUACUGAGAAGAGUUUGAUAUUCAUUUUGUACUCAAACACGUUUCUGUGUUAUGUUUUAUUAUCAGGUUUGCUUCUAUUUCUACAUGUUAAUGCUGAUGAACAUCAAAUGUUCGAGCAGGUAUUAACUCUUAUCUCCUUACAACUCUCACGUUGGUUAUAAACAAUGAAUGCUAAUUUAUCAAUUUAGAGUUUUAUCAUGAGAAAAGAUUCAAUGAUUUUGAUUGAUUUCCCAAAGCAAAGUCAUUUAUAUUUGGUGGUUUUUUUGGUAAUCUUAGAUUUAAAUUCAUGUUCAAUUAUCUCAGGUACAUGUAUCAGAUUUGUUUGUGGCUUAUUAUUAUACUUUUUUUUAUGUUGCUUUUAUUUCUAACUUGCAAGCACAUGCUUUAAGUUUGUUAGUAAACCAGAGGCUGAUCUCUUGUCUCAUUUCUUGGAAGUCUUAUUGAAAAAUACAUUAUAUUAUCCAGUUAUGCUGACCCAACAUUUACAUUUAUGAGGUAAAAGAUAUUUUGUCAGGGCCACCCGCUGUGUAAUGUAUCGGGUCUGAUGUGGAAAGACUACACUUUGUAUUUGAGUUAGCCUUUUGCAUCUCAAUUCGUAUUUGCUACCAGUACGAUACAGACCAAUCGGGAGCCGUCUUUCGUUAUGGCUAACUCUAAAAUAUUAACAAUGGACAAUAACGAGUGUGAGAAUCCACUGUUUGUGAUUGGUCAGUUAGUGUGAUUUUCUACCCAGUACAAAGCGAUGAAUAUACACGAGGUCCAGCGAAUGCUUCAUUGCACACAUUAAAAAUGAUUAGUACAUAAAGAUCCCAAUAACCUUUCAAUAUAUUGUCCAUAUGAUAGUCAUCGAUCAAUGCAGAUGUUUUAUCUACAAUCUUGCUCAUUUCUAUACACUGCACAAAAUGCUAUGGGCCAUGGUAUUCACAGUUAACAAGAUUUUUAUGUGGUUUAUCCUUGUUUCAGUGCAGAUCUCAAUUCUUAACUCUUAUUUUGACUGAUACAACUGUGGUAGAUAAAUUGCUGUUAGAUUUUGGAAUCUCAGAUAAAAUAUUUUUGUUUGUUUUGAUCUUUUUAUGCUCUAUUCUAUUUAGUAUCAUGAUUUUCAUAUGCCUCUAAUCUAUUUCUUUUACUUUAUUUUGCUUGGGAAUAUUUGUAGAUACCAUGUCUUUUAAGGAGUACAUGUCUAUGAUACUUUGGCUUGAAGUAGGGCACUGGAAUUUCAAAGUGUAAAUUCUGACAAACUUUCUGUGGUAGUCUUCCCUAAUAUUUUGAAGAAAAACAAAAUUGUUGUAAUUGUUUUAUUAGUGAUUUAUAUAUGUAUUCAAUUCAAUCUAUUUAUAACCUUUUGUAUAACCCUGUGAAGAUGAUAUUGAUCACAUACCUGACUUGAAUCAUGAGAUUUGUAUGUAAUGUUGCAUUAAUUGUCACAACUAUUGCUAUCUUGAGGUCUAUAGGCUGAACAUGUAAAUAAACAUUGUCUUUAUUACAAAUUGUGAUAAAUAGAUAUUGAAUAUCUUUGAAUAUUCAGUCAAGAAACAGUUGAUAAUUUCCAAGAGAGCAAGUCGAUUUUUAAACAGUAAAGACAUGACUGAAUCUUAAUGAAAAUGCUAUUUUUAUAAAAAUAAUAUUAUGGUGUUCUUAUAGAAAUGAUAUUCAAACAUUUUUAUAGAUCAUGAAGAAUGGCUGUAAUUGGUCAAAUAAUGAAUUUAUGUGACAAAUUUUGUGGGCCAACAUGUUUUGUUGUCUCACGGCAUCUUUAUUUGCCAUUCAUGGUGUAGUCAUCUUUGAAUAAAAAAGGGUCAUCUGAAGAUUAAAUAUGAAAAA
Lytechinus pictus (painted urchin) is the source of this 17543-nucleotide messenger RNA. Its product is annotated as extracellular matrix organizing protein FRAS1-like. Gene Ontology annotation, biological process: cell communication; anatomical structure morphogenesis. The transcript is spliced from 60 exons. NCBI's taxonomy places the organism in Eukaryota, Metazoa, Echinodermata, Echinoidea, Temnopleuroida, Toxopneustidae. The record is from RefSeq and is a predicted model, not a curated record. Gene Ontology annotation, cellular component: membrane. Gene Ontology annotation, molecular function: protein binding. Bases 1459 to 12975 code for a protein of 3838 amino acids.